AAGCACAUGUUCUUUAAAGCCACCAGGGACUACGGCUGCCUUUGCAUUAACAGUUUCAAUGAUUAUAAUUGUCAUAACAUGACUAGUAUAAACAAGGAAUUGACUUUAGAGAUUACAACUUUGUAUAUAAUUUCUCCUUUUUCUUUUUGAUUACUAUUUCUUGAGGCUCUCUCGUCUAAGUUUCUAUUUUAUUUUUUAAAUCAUAAAACAAGUAUAUUUCAAGUAUUAAUAAACUAUAUUUAGUUCCUAUUAUGUUAUGUGGCCUUUGCUUAUAAGACAAGGUUGUAUUGAGAUUGGACAAUUUUGUGAGAGUUCUGAUUACAUUAUCAUCCACCCAUUGUGUGAGUUAAAAAAAAAAAAGUAACCAUUACAUCAGUUUCUUCAUGUGUGAAAGUAUAGGGGUCAUGUUAUAUGCUUUGUAAGAUUUUUUUUUUAUGCUAUGCAUCCCUGAGCUUGUUAAUAUUUAAAAAUUAUUCCUGGGAAGCAAGAGAAAAUGUAUUUUACUUAAAUGCCAUUUGUGAAGGGUAUUUAAAUUUUGUCUUCUCCUAUAGCUGGGUUUCUUCUGAAGCUUACUCUGAAGGAGGUGGUGGUAGGUGAUGGUGGUAGUGGGUGAUAUAGUAAUGGUGGUGGUGCUGUGAAAUGGUGGCAUUGGCAAUAGUGUUUGUUCAGCUGGUUUCACUUGCUUCUAUAAGUACUUUUAUGAGCAUUGCUUCAAAUUUUUAAAAACAAAUGUGAGUAGAACAGAUUUGACCCUUUUAAACAUCUCUUGUAGAUUAAAAGGUGCAAAGAGACUUCUGAACAUGGAGCAUAUUCAGAUCUGCUUCAGCGUCAGAAGGCAACAAUGGUUGAGAAUAGUAAACUUACAGGAAAGAUCAGUGAAUUAGAGCAUAUGAUAACUGAACUGAAGAAACAGAAGUCCCGAGCUGAGGAAGAACUUCCAAAGUUGAAGGAGGCUGCAGAAAAUGAAUUGAGAAAGCAGCAGAGAAAUGUUGAAGACAUUGCUUUGCAGAAGUUGAGAGCUGAAAGUGAAGCCAAGCAAUACCGUAGGGAACUUGAGACCAUUGUAAGAGAGAAGGAAGUUGCAGAACGGGAGCUGGAGAGGGUAAGGCAGCUCACAUUAGAGGCUGAAGCCAAAAGAGCUGCUGUGGAAGAAAACCUCCUGAAUUUUCGGAAUCAGUUAGAGGAAAACACUUUCACAAGAAGAACAUUGGAAGAUCAUCUUAAAAGGAAAGAUUCAAGUCUCAGUGACUUGGAGCAGCAAAAAACUAAGUUAAUGGAAGAAUUAAAAAGAAAGAGAGAUAAAGAAGAAGAACUUUUGAAGCUGGUAAUGCAGAUGGAGAAAGAUCUAACCUUUCAAAAGCAGAUAGCAGAGAAACAGUUGAAAGAAAAACAGAAAAUUGAAUUAGAAGCUAGAAGAAAAAUAGCUGAAAUUCAGUAUUCAUGUAGAGAAAGUACAUUGCCAAAUUGUGAUACCUUGUGCAGAGGAACAAGUCUUCAGAAGGAACUUGAUAAACAGAAAGCAGAAGAACUCAAACAACAGGUGGAUGAGUUAACAACUGCCAAUAGAAAGGCUGAAAAAGACAUGAGAGAGCUGAAGUAUGAGCUUAAUGCACUGCAGCUCGAAAAAACUUCAUCUGAGGAAAAGGCUCGAUUGCUAAAAGAAAAACUGGAUGAAACAAAUAAUACACUUAUGUGCCUAAAGUUAGAAUUGGAAAGGAAGGAUCAGGUAGAGGAAGGAUAUUCUCAACAGCUAAGAGAACUGGGUAAGCAGUUGAGCCAAACCACAGGUAAAGCUGAAGAAGUCAUUCAAGAAGCGAAUUAUCUUAAGAAAAUAAAGCAUAAUUAUGAAGUAGAACUAGAAUCUCUUCAACUGGAAAAAGGGAAAUUGCAAAGAGAAGUAGAUAGGAUCACUAGAACACAUGCUAUGACUGAGAGGAAUAUUCAGCAUUUAAAUUCACAAGUAAAUUCUUUUCAGAAUGAUAAGGAACUCUCUAAUGAAAGAUUACAAUUCUGCCAGAGAAAAUCAGAUCAUUUGAAAGAACAAUUUGAGAAAAGCCAUGAGCAGUUGCUCCAGAAUAUUAAAGCAGAAAAAGAAAAUAAUGACAAAAUCCAAAAGCUUAAUGAAGAAUUGGAGAAAAGUAAUGAGUGUGCAGAAAUGCUGAAACAAAAAGUAAAUGAACUUACUAGACAGAAUAAUGAAACCAAAUUAAUGAUGCAGAGAAUCCAGGCAGAAUCGGAAAAUGUGGUUUUAGAAAAACAAGCUAUCCAACAAAGAUGUGAGGCACUGAAGAUUCAGGCAGAUGGAUUUAAAGAUCAGUUACGCAAUACAAACGAGCACUUGCACAAACAGACAAAAACAGAACAAGAUUUCCACAGAAAAAUUAAAUGCUUAGAAGAAGAUCUAGCCAAAAGUCAGAAUUUAGUAAGUGAAUUUAAGCAAAAGUGUGAUCAGCAGAACAUCAUUAUCCAGAACACUGAGAAAGAGGUUAGAAAUCUGAGUGCUGAACUGAAUGCUUCCAAAGAGGAAAAACGACUGGGGGAGCAGAAAGUACAGCUCCAGCAAGCUCAGGUGCAGGAGCUGCAUAACAGAUUGAAAAAGAUACAAAAUGAGUUGCACUUAAAGACCAUAGAGGAGCAGAUGACCCACAGAAAGAUGGUUCUGUUUCAGGAAGAAUCUGAUAAAUUCAAACGUUCAGCAGAGGAGUUUCGGAAAAAGAUGGAAAAAUUAAUGGAUUCUAAAGUUAUCACUGAAAAUGAUAUUUCAGGCAUAAAGCUUGACUUUGUGUCUCUUCAGCAAGAAAACUGCAGAGCUCAAGAGAAUGCUAAGGUCUGUGAAACAAAUAUUCAAGAGCUUGAAAGACAGCUUCGACAGUAUCGUGAGCAAAUGCAACAAGGACAGAAUGUGGAAGCAAAUCAUUACCAGAAAUGUCGGAAACUGGAAGAUGAGCUUAUGGCCCAGAAGUGUGAAGUUGAAAAUCUGAAACAAAAAAUGGAUCAACAGGUAAAAGAACAUGAGCAUCAGUUAGUUUUGCUUCAGUGUGAAAUCCAAAAAAAGAAUGCAUCCCAAAGCUGUACUUUCAAACCAGAUUUUGAUGUGACAGGGAAGGAAUGUCAGCACUCUGGUGACUUCUCUGCUAGGAGUGCAGGACAGCUUUACCCAACAACCAGAUCUCUGCUGAAGUGGACUCAAGAGCCAAAGCAAUUGGAAGAAAAAUGGCAACAGCAGGUUACUGAACAAAUGCCAAAGGAAAUCCAAUUCUUGUCAUCAGGAGCUCCACAUGAGAAAGAGAAAAGCCAGCCAUGUUACUCUGAGUAUUUUUCUCAAACAAGCACUGAGUUGCAGAUAACUUUUGAUGAGACAAACCCUAUUACAAGAUUAUCAGAAAUAGAGAAGAUAAGAGCACAAUCUCUACACAAUUCCAGACAACCAACUAGGAAUCAAGAUGACAAACAUGAAAUGAACCUAGUGAAGCUCUUGGCACCCUUAGAGAUAGCUAAGAACAAACAGUAUGAUAUGCACACAGAAGUCACAACAUUAAAACAAGAAAAGAACCCAGUUCCCAGUGCUGAAGAAUGGAUGCUAAAAGGGUGCAGAGUAUCCAGUGGACUCAAAAGGGAUUUUCUUAAAAAGGGCUUAGAACAAGAGACCUUCCAUAGUUUCAGUGGAGAUCAGGCCUGUUCAGUUAGAGAUGAUGAAUUUAAAUUCAAAGGACUCCGCCACACCGUGACUGCCAAGCAGUUGGUUGAAGCUAAGCUUCUAGACAUGAAAACAGUUGAGCAGCUACGACUUGGUCUCAAGACUGUUGAAGAAGUUCAGAAAACUCUUAGCAAGUUUUUAACAAAACCCACCUCCGUUGCAGGACUUUAUCUAGAAUCUACAAAAGAGAAGAUGUCUUUUGCCUCAGCAGCCAACAAAAUCAUAAUAGACAAAAUGAUCGCCUUAGCAUUUUUAGAAGCACAAGCUGCAACAGGUUUUAUAAUUGAUCCCCUUUCUGGUCACACAUACUCUGUUGAAGAUGCAAUCCAUAAAGGAGUUAUUGACCCUGAGUUCAAAAAUAGACUCCUUGAGGCAGAGAAGGCAGCCUUAGGAUAUUCAUGUUCUUCUAAGACAUUGUCAGUGUUUCAAGCUAUGGAAAACAGGAUGCUUGAUAGACAGAAAGGUAAACACAUUUUGGAGGCCCAGAUUGCCAGUGGGGGUGUCAUUGACCCUGUGAGAGGCAUUCGAGUUCCUCCAGAGAUUGCUCUGCAGGAGGGAUUGUUAAAUAAUGCUAUCUUACAAUUUCUACAUGAGCCGUCCAGUAAUUCAAGAGUUUUUCCUAAUCCCAAUAACAAGCAAGCUCUGUAUUACUCAGAAUUAUUGCAGAUGUGUGUAUUUGAUGUAGAUUGUCAGUGCUUUUUGUUUCCAUAUGGGGAGAGGAAUAUUUCUACUCUCAAUGUAGUGAAAACUCAUAGGAUUUCUGUAGUAGACACUAAAAUAGGAGCAGAACUGACUGCUUAUGAGGCUUUCCAGAGAAACCUAAUUGAAAAAAGUACGUAUCUUGAACUUUCGAGGCAGCAAUAUCAGUGGAAGGAAGCCACAUUUUUUGAGUCCUAUGGGAAACCAUCACAUAUAUUGACUGAUAGUAAAACUGGAUUACAAUUUAACAUUGAUGAAGCUAUAGAACAAGGAAUAGUUGACAAAGCCUUGGUCAAAAUGUAUCAGGAGGGUCUCACCACACUUACAGAACUUGCUGAUUCUCUGCUGAGCCGGUUAGUUCCCAAGAAGGAUUUGCAGAGUCCUCUUGCAGGGUACUGGCUGACUACAAGUGGGGAAAGGAUCUCUGUCCUAAAGGCCUCCCGUAGGAAUUUGGUUGAUCGUAUUACAGCCCUCAGAUGCCUGGAAGCACAAGUCAGUACUGGUGGGAUAAUUGACCCACUUACUGGAAAAAAAUACCGAGUGGCUGAAGCUUUGCAUAGAGGCCUGAUUGAUGAAGGUUUUGCUCAGCAGCUGCGGCAGUGUGAAUUAGUAAUCACGGGGAUUGGCCAUCCAGUUACGAGUAAAGCAAUGUCAGUGGUAGAAGCUGUGAAUGCAAAUAUCAUAAGUAAGGAAAUGGGAAUCCGUUGUUUGGAGUUUCAGUACUUGACAGGGGGACUGAUAGAGCCACAGGUUCACUCACGGUUGUCAAUAGAAGAGGCUCUCCAAGUAGGUAUUAUAGAUGUCUCCAUUGCUACCAAGCUCAAAGAUCAGAAGUCGUACGUCAGAAAUAUAAUAUGCCCCCAAACAAAAAGAAAGCUGACAUAUAAAGAAGCCUUAGAAAAAGCUGAUUUUGAUUUCCACACAGGACUUAAACUCUUAGAAGUAUCUGAACCCUUGAUGACAGGAAUUUCUAGCCUCUAUUAUUCUUCAUAAGCCAUCUGUAAAUAACUUUGCAUAAGGUUAAUGCUGUCUAGUUAAUGAAAUCUGUUCAUAGCCUGAUGAUAUCAGUUAAAUACACAGUCUAGUAGUUGUGUCACAAACUUGAAGUACUUUUUCUUUUUUUGCUAUCACUGGGCUUUACUGCUCUGAGCUUUUUUCAAUAGAAAUAAGUAUAUAUGUAUAUAGAGAGAGGGAGAGGAAAGAGAGAGACAGAGAGACAGACCACAGCACCAGAGCUUCAUCCAUCGCCAUGGGGGCCAAGCUCAAACUUGGACUGUAUAUGUGACAAAAAAAGUGCACUCUCCAGGUGAGCUCUUUUACCAGCCCUUGAAACAGUUUUUCUUUAGGGCUGGAGAUAGUUAACUGCGCAGAAGAGAGAAUAAGCUUUAAGUUCAAAGUUAUAAAAAAAAUUAUAGCUCUUAAUAGUCAUUCCAUUUAGCUUUCAAAUUAGUUUCUUGAAUCUUGCCCAUACUAAAAGUGUGUUACAUAGACUACGGAAUAAACUUGGUGAACAUUGAACAACAUGUUUACAGCAUCCUUUCUUCAGAACUCUACAUCACUGAAAUAUAAAAAUCUCUGUUCACUGAGUAAAUCUAGCAUUAUUAUAGGCUUCAGAUUUAUUCAGUGUUCCAUUAUGGUUACUGAAAGAACCCUUCAGAAAGCACCAUGGAAUGAAGGAGGAAGAUGUAAAGACAUUUUUCCCAUAUCUGUGAGGAUACAGUGUUUCAAAUUGCUUUGAGAAAUUUAGUAGUUACUUUUUAUUUUAGCUUGUAUGUCAGAAUGUUAUUUGCAUAUUAAAUGUUUACCACAAUCUCUAAUUUUAAGACUUUUCAAGAAGAAACAUUAUAAAUGGGUUGGACGAAGGGAAUAGACUUUUAUUCAUGCUGUGUAUUUUUCAUAUGCUUGUAGACAUUUUCUGUUUCAGAUUGCCACUGACUGAUACUUUUCUGUGGAGACAAUUGUGAUUGUACUGCUAAUGCAAAGGCCAGCAAUUCAAGAUAUUCUAGUGCUUCAUGAAUAAAAUUGAUUUUUUUGUUUAUCAUAUUGAUAGACCAGCUGGGAGGAUAGACUAAUAAUUAAAUGUUUGCUACACCAACAUUUUCUAUCACAGACAUUUCAGAAGUAUAUUUGCUCUAUAGCAUGAUAAGCAUGGACAAUUAAUGGAAUAAAAUUUCAUUAACCUU
Erinaceus europaeus (western European hedgehog) is the source of this 6579-nucleotide messenger RNA. RefSeq names its product desmoplakin-like. The coding region runs from base 842 to 5389 and encodes 1515 amino acids. NCBI's taxonomy places the organism in Eukaryota, Metazoa, Chordata, Mammalia, Eulipotyphla, Erinaceidae. Gene Ontology annotation, molecular function: structural molecule activity. The transcript is spliced from 2 exons. The record is from RefSeq and is a predicted model, not a curated record. Gene Ontology annotation, cellular component: cytoskeleton; cytoplasm; plasma membrane. Gene Ontology annotation, biological process: intermediate filament cytoskeleton organization; skin development; wound healing.